Messenger RNA from Heteronotia binoei (common prickly gecko), 1671 nucleotides. Its product is annotated as zinc finger protein OZF-like. Gene Ontology annotation, molecular function: RNA polymerase II cis-regulatory region sequence-specific DNA binding; DNA-binding transcription activator activity, RNA polymerase II-specific. The transcript is spliced from 4 exons. Gene Ontology annotation, biological process: regulation of transcription by RNA polymerase II. NCBI's taxonomy places the organism in Eukaryota, Metazoa, Chordata, Lepidosauria, Squamata, Gekkonidae. The record is from RefSeq and is a predicted model, not a curated record. Gene Ontology annotation, cellular component: nucleus. The annotation marks the transcript as partial.
GAGCAGAAACCAUAUGAAUGCACAAAGUGUGGAAAGAGAUUCAGUCAGAGUAUCAGUCUUCAGCUGCACCAAAGAACCCACACAGAGGAGAAACCUUUUGAAUGCUCAGAGUGUGGAAAGAGAUUCAGUACGAGUGUGUAUCUUCAACAGCACCAAAGAACCCACACAGGGGAAAAACCUUUUGAAUGCUCAGAGUGUGGGAAGAGGUUCAGUUGGAGUAGCCGUCUUCAACGGCAUCAAGUAACCCACACGGGAGAGAAACCUUUUGAAUGCACAGAGUGUGGAAAGAGAUUCAGUCAGAGUAAUAGUCUUCAAGGCCAUCAAAGAAUCCACACAGGGGAGAAACCUUUUGAAUGCACAGAGUGUGGAAAGACAUUCAGUCAGAGAAGCAAUCUUCAAGUCCAUCAAAGAACCCACACAGGGGAGAAACCUUUUCAAUGCACAGCGUGUGGAAAGAGAUUCAGUCAGAGAAAUAGUCUAAAAGAUCAUCAAAGAACCCACACAGGAGAGAAACCUUUUGAAUGCUCAGAGUGUGGGAAGAGAUUCAGUUGGAGUGGCAGUCUUCGAGGCCAUCAAAGAACCCACACACCGGAGAAACCUUUUGAAUGCUCAGAGUGUGGGAAGAGAUUCAGUAUGAGUGGGGAUUUUCAACGGCACCAAAUAUUCCACACAGGGGAGAAACCUUUUCAAUGCUCAGAGUGUGGAAAAAGAUUCAGCCGGAGUAGUUAUCUUCAAGAGCAUCAAAGAACCCACACAGGGGAGAAACCUUUUGAAUGUAAAGAGUGUGAAAAGAGAUUCAGUCAGAGUGGCAGUCUUCAACUGCAUCAGAGAACCCACACAGGGGAGAAACAUUUUGAAUGCUCAGAGUGUGGGAAGAGAUUCAGUACAAGCGGGUCUCUUCAGCAGCACCAAGCAAUCCACACAGGGGAGAAGCCUUUUGAAUGCUCAGAGUGUGGGAAGAGAUUCAGUCGGAGCGGCACUCUCCAAAAGCAUCAAGUAACCCACACAGGGGAGAAACCUUUUGAAUGUACAGAGUGUGGGAAGAGAUUCAGUCAGAGAAGCAGUCUUAAAGAGCAUCAAAGAACCCACACAGGGGAGAAACCUUUUGAAUGCACAGAGUGUGGGAAGAGAUUCAGACAGAGGCAUCAUCUUCCAGUGCAUCAAAGAACCCACACAGGGGAAAAACCAUUCAAAUGCACGGAGUGUGGAAAGAGAUUCAGUUGGAAUAGCGGUUUUCAAAAGCAUCAAAGAACUCACACAGAGCAAAAAUCAUUUGAAUGCACAGCAUGGGAAGAGAUUCAAUCGGAUCCAAUGACUGAGGUGUAUGCAGUGGUUGAUUUUCUGGCAUUUGGCAUGAAGGUGGGCACGUCCAGUGAUAAGCCAAAAACCUCCCCAGAUCUGGUGCAGAAGAGCCCCCAAAGCCCUGAGCGGCAGCCGGAGCUCCUCUCGGCGCAGGAGACGGCGGGGCGCCCCUUGCCUCCCUCUGCAGCGCCGAGAGGGUUAAAGCCAGCGAGUCGGCGGCUGGAGCGGCCGCGGGAGGACCGGGGAGGCGGGGAGGGGGCGGAGAAGGCUCUGCAGCCCGCGGAAGAGGAGCGGGAAGCCGCGGAGAGAGACGCCUCUCUUCAUACGCAAGGGACUAAAGGCAUCAUUACCCAGUCAGAGGUGGCCUGA